Molecule: messenger RNA, 3859 nt
Organism: Lampris incognitus (smalleye Pacific opah)
Lineage: Eukaryota; Metazoa; Chordata; Actinopteri; Lampriformes; Lampridae
Gene: sema4c
Product: sema domain, immunoglobulin domain (Ig), transmembrane domain (TM) and short cytoplasmic domain, (semaphorin) 4C
Exons: 15
Coding region: 418-3036 (872 amino acids)
Biological process (GO): negative regulation of axon extension involved in axon guidance; positive regulation of cell migration; negative chemotaxis
Molecular function (GO): semaphorin receptor binding; chemorepellent activity
Source: RefSeq, a predicted model, not a curated record
UUCAUAUUACAAAGCCUAGGGAGUGCGCGGAGAGGAGCGAGUUCCGCUAUGUAAACUAACAGCAUCACGGGCUUGUGUCUUGAUCUGCCCCAUGGUUUUCUCGGAGCCGCGGCUGUAGCGAGCGGAGGAGAUGCCAGACCAACUCUCGGGCUCAUCUCGGACGGGUGUGGAAUAAUCUGUCGCCGGUGAUCGUUCAAAAACAAAUCGGCGAGGGAAACGGGAUAGUGGAUCUGUCGUCAGUUUUACGCGGCCGUGCGGAGGAAACGCACGCUACCACCAACAGCUGCCGAGAGGAGAGCGCCGGACGCCUCUCGUCUGUUCUAAGGCCGCCAGGAAUCGUGCCGACUCUCAACCACUCUGAUUUCCUGAGAGAUCGCCCACCCGCCGAUCAACGCGUCAUCUGCAGCCUCUCAGCGAAUGGGGGUUGCCGUGGGAGCCAUGGGCGGGCCAAAGUUCCUGCUCCUGGUGCUUCUGGUUGGCUGGGAGAAGUCGCUGUGUCUCAACUGGAACCCGAUCCCACGCAAGACCGUUCGAUACCACGAUGUGUUGGAUAGUAUGGCUCGGUUCAGUGCACAAGGUGUGUGGAACUACAGCAUGGUGACUCUGUCAGAGCACGAGCGGGUUCUGUAUGUGGGGGCACGGGAGGCUCUAUUCGCUCUGGACCCAAACGACAUCAGCAGACAGUUACGGCCUCAGAUUGACUGGCCAGCCCCCCAGGACAAAAAGAGAGAGUGUGCUGCCAAGGGGAAGAAUAACCAGACCGAGUGUUUCAACUACAUCCGCUUCCUGCAGAGCUACAACCACACCCACCUCUAUACCUGUGGUACCUACGCCUUCCAGCCUAAAUGCACCUAUGUGAAUGCCGACUAUUUCACCCUCAACUCUGCUGCCUUGGAGGAUGGGAAGGGCAAGUGUCCGUAUGACCCUGCUAAGGGACACACAGGCUUGAUAGUUGAUAAGGAGCUGUACUCCGCCACACUCAACAACUUCCUUGGUACAGAGCCCGUCAUUCUGAGGAACUUGGGCCAGCAGCACUAUAGCAUGAAGAGUGAAUACCUACCUGCCUGGCUCAAUGAGCCUGACUUUGUGGGCUCAGCCUUAGUGAGGGAGAGCAGCGGCAGUACGGAGGGAGACGAUGACAAGAUCUAUUUCUUCUUCAGCGAGAGGGCCGUCGAGCUAGAAUGUGACUCAGAUGUCACUGUGGCCCGGGUGGCCCGUGUCUGCAAGGGUGACCUGGGGGGAACCAGGACUCUCCAAAAAAAGUGGACCACCUUCCAGAAGGCGCGUCUGGUGUGCUCCCUCCCCGAGCGUCAUGUCAUCUUCAACAACCUGAGGGCCGUCUUCACGCUGCCCGGGCAGGAAUGGCACAGCACCACCUUUUAUGGCAUCUUCCAUGCCCAGUGGGGUGAUGUGGACGUGUCAGCGGUGUGCCAGUACAAGAUAGGGGACGUGAAGAAGGUGUUUGAUGGGCCCUACAAAGAAUACAGGGAGGCAUCCCAGAGAUGGGGACGCUACACAGGCAACAUCCCCAGCCCGCGGCCAGGAGCGUGCAUAACAAACUGGCAUAGGGAGAAUGGCUAUAACAGCUCUCUGCAGCUGCCCGACGCCACCCUCAACUUUGCCAAGAAACACCCUUUGAUGGAGGAGAAGGCUCUGGCGCGCCCCCUGCUGCUCACCAAGGGCAUCAACUUCACACGGCUCGCAGUGGACCAUGUCAACUCCCUGGACCAGCGGCCAUACAACGUGCUUUUCAUUGGCACAGCGGAGGGCUGGCUUCAGAGAGUGGUGGUCUUUGGGGCAGAGGCCCAUGUGAUAGAAGAAAUCCAGCUGUUUGAGACAGUCCAGCCUGUGGACAGCCUAACCGUCUCCCACAACAAGAAGUACUUGUACAUUGGUUCGCGUUCAGAGGUUCUCCAGUUGCCCUUGGCCAACUGUAGCCGCUAUCAGUCUCAGCCAGACUGUCUACUUUCCCGGGACCCCUACUGUGCCUGGGACAGCGAGGGCCGGGCCUGUGUCCGCAUUGACCUACACCGCGGGUCCCCCAACUCACUUUCACAGGAUCUCAUGCUGGAGAGGUUUAGCCGUGGCAAAGCCAAAUUCGACAAGCCUGUUUCCAUCCCCAGCCCUGAGCACUCUCAUCUGCGUAAUGUGACGGUGGUGGUGGGUUCGGACAUGGUGCUGCCUUGCCAGCUGGUAUCCAAUCUGGCCCAGUCCUGCUGGGUCCUCAACGACCGUGAGCUCCAGUUGGGUGAACCUGAUGCUGGGGGGCCACGCUUUGACCGGACCCUUAAGGCCCUGGUGGUCCCCAAGGCCGGCCAGAUGCAGGCGGGCCGUUACAUCUGCUACUCUGAGGAGCAGGGAGUUAAGUUUCAGACGGAGCGGUACCAGGUGGCAGUUGUGGCCAGCGCCCCAGUCUUCAUGGAGGCCCGAGCCCCAGAUGGCAGCAUGGGGUUGUUUUGGGUGCUGGUCAUCACCCUUGGAGCGGCCUGCCUGCUGCUGCUGGUGGCAGCCCUCUAUCUGCGCAGGAGGCUGAAGCUGGCACUGGGCAAGGGUGCAGACAUGAAGCCCCUGGAGAGCACCCUGGUCUACCCAAUCACACUGCCCAAGGAACCCCCCACCUUUGUGCCCAGCAAGAUGCCCAGUGACGAGGACCGCUUCUGGGAAACGGGUGCCAACUACUAUUACUCAGACGGCUCGCUGAAGAUCGUUCCCGGCCACGCCCUUGGCCCCAGCAGUGUUAGCAGCACGGCGUCUCCCAGCGCCAUUCCUGGCCAGCCCAUUCACUCCCCCAGCCGCCUCAGCCUCACCAACAUCCGAGGCUCUGGUAGCAAUGGCUACAUCCGCCUCAACCUGAGCACGGCAGGGGAGGAGAGGGCUAGCCAGUCUGGUGCUGGAGGCGGUGGGCUGGGAGGGUUGGGAGGGGGCGGGGGCAUGAGCGGGAAGGACUACUCCAGUCCCUUCAAAGAGGAGCUGAGACGCACUCUGCAGCAGAGGAGUGUGCUGCCCGAUGCCAACCCAGAGGAGUCAUCCGUCUAGACCUCUCCUGCUAGUCCCCCUCCAUUCUCUGAGUUGGAAAAAAAACAACUAACCUACCUCCUUCCUCUAGAGGAUGUUGUGCUCUCUCUCUCUCUCUCUCUCUCUCUCUCUCUCUCUCUCUCUCUCUCUCUCUAUCUUUUGCUCUCUCUCUCUCUCUCUCUCUCUCUCUCUCUCUUUCAGUCGCGCGCUCUCAAGUCCCCACGCUCGCUCUCUCUCUCUCCCUCUCUGCCAAUGCCAGUUAGGCUCACACUAUGACUCUCUAGACAUUUAUAGCACACACAGCAUGCUAAAUAAACAAACUCACACAUCAUGUUGAUCAACACCCACACCUGUAAUUGUGUCCUGGGCACCAUGCAGUCAUGGUUUUAACUUCUCUCUGCUUCCACUGUGCAAAGUCUAGUUGUGUAAAUUGUGUGUAUUUAAAAAAGGCAUAUAGAACGCAGAGGAAAUCACCUCAAGCAUGGAAGUCAAACAAAUCAUGUUGUUCUCUGAAGGGCACAUUUCUUUUGUGUUGAUCGGACCAAGUAAGGUUUUAAGCCUUUAAACUGAAAGCAUUGAUGAGCUGCAAGUGUGACCAACAGAAAAUAUCAAACUGGCUUUCGGUUCCUCCAUAUUCACCCAAGACAAUUGUGGCGUUCUGCACUUUUGAGAGUGUGGCUUCCCUUCUUUGUGUUUGUGAGCCAAGAGUGCAAGAGAGGUAUAAAAAGACUAAUUAAUCUCGAAGCAAAACGACAAUCAUGUCCCUGCCUCAGGAGUUUAGCCUGGGACUAAAGGAAUGGGAUGAAAGGAGAGAGGGGGGGGGGGAUAAAAUUAAAUUGAAGGG